Messenger RNA from Rhizophagus irregularis DAOM 181602=DAOM 197198, 1915 nucleotides. Lineage: Eukaryota; Fungi; Glomeromycota; Glomeromycetes; Glomerales; Glomeraceae. The record is from RefSeq and is a predicted model, not a curated record.
CGAAUCGAUCUGAGGCGCAACAUAUAUAUAUUAAAGUUGCCCACACACUUCCACAUAAUCAGAGAAAAAAUGAUACCAUUUUCAUGGACACUUGAUGGAAUAGAAGAUAGGUUAAAAGAACAUAGUGAAUUCAUUGAUUCGGUGAUAAGUUUAAUUCCUCCAAAACAUUAUUUCAAGAAUGAUCCAGAAGCAACGGAGGAAGAUAAUAAAUUUCAACCUAAUAAAAGAAAAAAACUUUCCAAACAAGUCAUCAGAGAACAGAAAAAACAAGCAAAAAGACAAAAGCUUGAUCCUAAUAAUUUAAAAACUGUACAAGACAUUCAAAAAGAAAAAUUGAAUAAGAUUAGACAAGAAAAACAAAAAGGAAAAAGGCAGAAUGAAGAAGAGGGCGAUGAAGAUGAUAACAUCGAAGAUAAUAAUGACGAUGAUAAAAUAGUUGAAGACAAGAUAGAAAUAAAUAAAGAUAAUGAUGAUGAUGUCAAAGUUGAUAAUGAAGAUGACAGUGAUAAAGAACAAGCGAAAGAAGACGACGAUGAUGACGAAGAGGAAGAUGAUGAUGAAAGUGAAAAUAAAGGAAGCAACAAUAGAUCUCAGUCAGAUUCUGAGAACGAUAUCAAUGACAAAUUCGACAAGAAAGAUGAAACUAAAAUUGAUCAUCCUUCUAAAUCAAAUAAAAAAGAACCACAAAAGUUAAUAUCGAUUCCAGAACGUCUUGACAAAAUUAUUCUUUCAGAGCAGCAGAAUAAUAUUAAAUCGUCUAAAAAUGAAAAAAGAAAAGCUUUAAAUGAGGCAAAGAAACAAGAAAAGAAAUUAAGACGAAAGCAAUCAAAAAUUAAUAAAGAUGGCAGCAAUAAAGCGGAAAAUGGAGAAAAUAAUAUUAAGAAGAAUGGAGAUAUCAAGAAGAAUGAGGAUAUUGAGAGGAACGGAGAUAUUAAAAAAGAUGAUGCGAAAAAUCUUGAUGUUAAGAAGGGUGGUAUUAAGAAGAAUGGAGAUAUUAAAAAGGAUGUAAAUACGAAAAAUCUUGAUAAUAAGAAGGGUGGAGAUAUUAAGAAAGAUGGCGAUACGAAAAAUCUUGAUGUUAAGAAAGGUGGAGGUAUUAAGAAGAAUGAAGAUACGAAAAAUCUUAAUGCUAAGAAGAAUGAAGAUAUUAAAAAGGAUGAAAAUACGAAAAAUCUUAAUGUUAAGAAGAGUGGAGGUAUUAAAAGGAAAAUAGGUGAUGAUGAUAUUGAAGAAGAUUUUCAGCACGAAAAUAGUGAUUUACAGUUUACGUUUACUAAAUUUGAUUUUGCGGGAGGGAAGAAGAAAAAGAAAAAAAUUGAUGAUAUUCAUCUUAUAAAUAAGUUACAAGACAAAAUCAAAAAAGUGAAAGAAUUAAAGAAAAAAGAUCCUGAAAAAGCUGUAGAAUUACAUGAGAAAGAAUCAUGGAGCAAAGCAAUUAAAAGGGCAGAAGGAGAAAAAGUUAAAGAUGACCCUAAAUUAUUGAAAAAAACCAUUAAAAAGAAAAUUAUAAAAAAAAAGAAAAGCGAAAAAGUUUGGUAAUAUUAAAUUUUUAUUCCUAUUCAUAUUUGUUAUUCUUCACUGGAUUGUUUAUUGAUGAAACAUUUUUUCUUGGAAUAAAUUAUAGGAAAGAACGUAUCAAAUCUGUUAACAAAAGUAUGGCCGAAAGACAACAGAAACGUACAGAAAAUAUCCAAGCUAGAAUUGACGCAAAGAAGAAUAAGAAAAAGAAUAAGCGUAGGAAAUAAAUAUAUAAUUACAUAAUUGGUUUUUAAAUAUAGGUUCACUUGAAAAAUUAUUAUUUUUUUCUAUUACGAUCUAACGAUAUAUUACGAUAUCUUUACGACAACUUAUUAAUUAGCACUGGAAAAUAAUAAAAAAAAAAAGACCAUUCAAAAUUUUUUUACCAAUUAAAUCU